Molecule: messenger RNA, 790 nt
Organism: Castor canadensis (American beaver)
Lineage: Eukaryota; Metazoa; Chordata; Mammalia; Rodentia; Castoridae
Source: RefSeq, a predicted model, not a curated record
AUGGACAUGUGUCCUGCAGACCUCCCUCUUGGCUUCUGCAGAGCCUCUCUCUCUGAGGACCUGCAGGAUGUUCUGUGUCCCGUGGUCUUGCUGCUGGCCCAUGUGUCUUCCCCAAAGAUUCUGUGCAAGCUCAGCUUGGAGGGUGAGCACUCCACACCCUCAAGUGCCUAUGGGUCAGUCAAAGCCUACACCAACUUUGAUGCUGAGAGGGAUGCUCUGAACAUCGAAACAGCCAUCAAGACCAAAGGUGUGGAUGAGGUCACCAUCGUGAAUAUUCUGACCAACCGAAGCAAUGAACAGAGACAGGACAUCGCCUUCGCCUACCACAGAAGGACCAAAAAGGAACUUCCAUCAGCACUGAAGUCAGCCUUAUCUGGCCACCUGGAGACAGUGAUUUUGGGCCUAUUGAAGACACCUGCUCAGUAUGACGCUUCUGAGCUAAAAGCUUCCAUGAAGGGGCUGGGGACUGAUGAGGACUCACUUAUUGAGAUCAUCUGCUCAAGAACCAACCAGGAGCUGCAGGAAAUUAACAGAGUCUACAAGGAAAGUGAGCAGCCCGAUUACUGUGAUUCACCCUCUUAGCCCAGUUUCCAUGACUCCACAUGGCUCCCUGGCUCAAUGCUGGGGACAGGAGGCCGGCUUUAUAGAUGUGCAGCAGGAACUGUGACCUUGGCCUCCAUGUGAGGCUGGCCACCUCCAUCUGUGUUUUUUCUGUUUUUGUUUUUGUGGGACUGGGGUUUGAAUUCAGGACUUCAUGCUUGCAAAGCAGUCACUCUACCUUGUGAGCCAC